Molecule: messenger RNA, 1315 nt
Organism: Ricinus communis (castor bean)
Lineage: Eukaryota; Viridiplantae; Streptophyta; Magnoliopsida; Malpighiales; Euphorbiaceae
Product: LOB domain-containing protein 40
Exons: 2
Coding region: 251-1126 (291 amino acids)
Biological process (GO): regulation of gene expression
Source: RefSeq, a predicted model, not a curated record
AAUACUAAUCAGUAAAUCUUUUCCUAAAGGAAACAUAGGAAUUGUAAUAAUGUGGACUUUAUCAAGGGCAGUAAGCAUAUUUUCUCAAAAAAAUAAAAAGGGCAGAAAAAACCAUAUUUAUUAUAUCAUUAUGCGACUUGUAUAAAAACAAAAACAAAAACAAAAAAUAUAGACCAGGUUUCGUAGAUUUACCUGUUUUCUUGGAAAACCACUGCGCCCCCAUCCCCCACCAUCACCACCUCUUGAGAAAAUGUCCGCGUUCUCACUCUCUCUUUCUUAUCGAUAUAACCCCCCUUCUCUAACCUCCCCAUUUUCCACACGCUUCUUCCUCCUCUCCAUCUCUAAACAAAUCUCCAUCCAAAAAUCUCCCAAACUUUAUUGCUUUUUAGUAAUACCAAACAACACUAUGCGGUUGAGUUGCAGUGGAUGUCGAGUCUUACGCAAAGGCUGCAGUGAUGACUGUACCAUAAAACCUUGCCUUCAAUGGCUCAAUUCUCCCAAAUCCCAAGCGAACGCCACUCUCUUUUUGGCUAAAUUCUACGGUCGCGCCGGCCUUAUCAACCUCAUCAACGCUGGUCCUCAACAUCUCCGUCCUGCAAUUUUUAAAUCACUACUGUACGAGGCUUGUGGGCGGAUUGUAAACCCGGUUUACGGUUCAGUUGGGUUGUUAUGGACUCGGAACUGGCAGCUCUGCCAGGCCGCUGUGGAAGCCGUUUUAAGAGGUGAGCCGAUUAAGCAAAUUUCAUCAUCUAAUGAAUUGGCUAUCAACGCCUGCGAAAUCCGCCACGUCUAUAAGGAUGAUAGCUUAGCUACUAUGCCUGCUGUUUCUGAUCAGCUGCAUAAAAUCAAGCGUAAGCCUAAGAGCCAAUUCAAGCGCUCGGCUUCUAAACCCAAGCUCAAAGUAGAGCCGGCUCUGGAGUUUGAGGCUGAGACAGGUUUAUUGAGUCUAAGUGGGUUGGCGAGUCAUGACUCAGGAGUGAGUUGGCGUCCGACCAUUGACAGUGAUAGUGGAGAAGGUGACAGCAUGUCAGCUGAGACUGUGGAGGCUUCUUUGGCUAAGCUUGAUGAGCAGGCUGAUGGAAGUAAUGUAGAGUUAGAGUUGACUUUAGGGUUGAAAAGAAGCUAGAGGGUAGAUGGACGGUUGUGGUGGUGGCACGUGUAGAGCAGAGUUGCGAUUUGGUGCAGCGAAAGCCAUGUAUAAAAAACCGUUUUGGCGGCUCUGGCGAUCGAAGAUUUUUAGAAUGAGUUCUUUUUCUUCUUCUUCUUCUUUUUUUCAAAUAACACGCUUUUAUUUUAGUAGGUAGAAAUUCUUUUA